Molecule: messenger RNA, 714 nt
Organism: Penicillium vulpinum
Lineage: Eukaryota; Fungi; Ascomycota; Eurotiomycetes; Eurotiales; Aspergillaceae
Exons: 7
Coding region: 1-714 (237 amino acids)
Source: RefSeq, a predicted model, not a curated record
AUGGGCGACCCUAAUCUGCCCGAUUUAGGUCCCCCAAUGGGCGACCCUAAUCUGCCCGAUUUAGGUCCCCCAAUGGGCGACCCUAAUCUGCCCGAUUUAGGUCCCCCAAUGGGCGACCCUAAUCUGCCCGAUUUAGGUCCCCCAAUGGGCGACCCUAAUCUGGAAACGAACCCCCCAAAGUCCCGAGAAACAGUUUUAUUCGGAGGUCCAGAUUCCGAUCAAAGUUCUACGAUCGAACCUACGAAAACAGAUAUAGCCGUGAUGUCGAAAGAACAGCCUACCUCUUCAGUCUCUGGUGUUCCUGUCGAAGAUCCAGCGCCGGUUAGCUUGCUUGUGGACUGCGAAUUUGGUUCUAUCCCAAUGGACUCCAACUUAUGGAAGAAAAGAAAGGGCCUCCACGAUGUGGUUGUUGAUGCCGUUCCUCUUCAAGAGCUUGGCACUGAGGACUAUGGAAAUACGAAGGAUGCAUUCCUGGUGGACCUUGCCGUGCUCGAGGCUGGUGUUACACAGGUUUGGGGGAAAUAUGGGAUUAUAAAAUUCAUUCCGUUGAGCAGCGAUGAUCCGAUUGUCUUACAACAAUCGGCAAAAGACCUUGACUUGAAGAAAGCUCUUUGUUAUCAGCACCUACGCUCAAAAUACGUAUAUAAGGGUAACAGAACGAAAGAGUUAGCAGCAGUUUUAGGAUACGAGAUGAAUAAGGGUUUGACCGACUAG